GAGGGCUCGGAAUUAAAUAGAAUCUGUGUUAUCGUAUAAUUACUUGAGACACGGAAACAGUACUUUUAUUAUUUUCUAUUCCUACCUACACCUUUCCUAAAAGCUUCUUACACAAGUUCCCGGAGUUUUUAUAGCGGUGGGAGCUUAAAGGACACAGAUGAGAAGAAUGCACUGGAACCCUGUAAUGAAUUAAGAAACUCUGCUUUUGCAAGAUGGAGGCGUAAACUCCACCACCACGCCAUCAACUAAAAUGGCCGAUCAGUAUUAGACCAAGCUUAUCCAUUUCACACGCUGAAAAGGGGGGGGGAAACUACCAUGGUAACAUUAAUAACCGAGAAGCUUCAGAACCAGAGCUUGGAUGAUCUGUCAUGUAAAACCUACAACCUUAAUCUGCACCCAUCUGUGAAACUGAACAAAAGUGCCUGCUUGUUCCCUUACGAAAUCAAUGAAGACAGCCCUUGGAAAGUCCUCAACGGGACAUAUCCAAUCAGGAAUGAGGUGAACAAGAACUCAAUCUUUUCCUUCUCCACGUACCCCUUCGGUGCAGGCACUUCGGGCAGCUACGGUCAGCAGUGGCAAAACGAGUCGUCCAAUGCAGCCAAGGUCUCUGGGUGGAUAAGUGGACUGACUCUAAAUGACGGCUUUGGACAGCCCCUGGCACCCCCUACAAAAAGACACUGCAGGUCAUUGUCUGAGCCAGAUGAACUGUCCCGCUGUAGGUCACCCUGGAAACCUGGCAAUUCCAAAGUUUGGACUCCGGUAUCAAAAAGACGAUGCAACAGUGGUGGGAGCACCACUUUGCAGCGAUGCAACAGUCACGGUGGUGGCAACCUUCAGAGAAGCACAAGCAUCAGCCUGCCACAAAAUCCAGUCACGGUCAAGAACAUCUUUGUGGCCUCCACCUGCGACACUUCUCCAGUCCAGAGGCCAUCAUCGGCCAGCAGUGGCUUUGUAGAUAGUAACGAAGGAAGUGCCGUUUAUAACGUCCACUGGAACUCUACGGAGCCCACUGAAUUCAAUCCGAGGAGACGCUUCUCCCUCUCUCAGGAGCACAUUACGGAAAAUGCAGAUCUUUCGCCUUCAGCCAAUAGCACACCCACCUCAACUCCAGAGCUCCGGCGGCGCCAGGGCUUGCUGAGAUGCCGCUCCCAGCCGUGUGUCCUCAACGAAAGGAAAACGCGGCUAAAACGCAGGCGUGACGAAGAUGUCCGGUGGACUCGGCCAUCUUUGGAUUUUUUCAAAAUGACACGGGCUUUAAAAAAUUCUAAAAGCCUUUGCUCUCUUGAUUAUGAAGAGGAUGAAGAUCCUCACAUGAAGACUAUUGUCUCCUCCCCAUGUGAUUCUGAUGACCUCAUGAGCUGCAUCACUCCUGGUUCCAGUCCUGCAAAGGAGUCAUUUAUGGGUGCUGGGAGUCUGGGGCCCUUACGCUCCAAACACACAAGGGAGCCGCCAUUGAGUGAAAGCGAAGAGGACACCAGUGACUGCGAGAGCUCAGAAGGGAGUAGCUUUCCUACAGACUGUGGAGACCUGGAUCUGGAACAGAUAGAAAACAAUUGAGUCCCAAAGCUUCCGUUGGGUGCCUGCGUCUUGGCAAGAGCUAGUGGUGGCAUCUAUGCAGUGUCACGGAGUUUCUGCGUCUGCCUUCGGUAUCUCAUAGAAUUGUUUGGAGGCUCUAUCGGAGCAGUUGACAAUUUACUUUGUUAUUCAUGAAAUGGACAAAAUAUAGUUUGGAUACGACUGAGCAUUAAAGCUUAUUUUCCACCUGGCAGCGUUUGCUUAGUGCCUAAAUACGUGGGACCUCCCUUACAAAGUCUGAAGAAAUAGACCUUCUUACCAAUAUGGCUUAUCUCCCAUUUAUUUUCCCUUUAACCAACAGCGGGCGUAGCUUAUAGUGUGUAUGCAUUUCUACUCAUGUGGGAGCUGCUAUUUUUAUUGCCUCUUCGUGUGCCUGAUCUGUAGACUUGAGUUGAAUGAGUUGACCUUAAAGACCUUAAAGAUGGACAUAACCGGUAACUACAAAAUGAAAUACAUACAUUUGGAGGUAAUGCCAUAGUUUCCCAAACUGUGUGGUUGACCCUCCUGGGGUUUCAAAGCAGUUGAUGUAGGCCAGUAAUAUGAUUUGAGGUGUAUGUCUAUUUGCAAACCUCAAUAUUCAUGGAAGUACAUGACUAAGGUGAAUUUUGGGGUAAGCUAAGGAAGGUCCUGACCACAUUUUGACCCAUUAAGUAUAAGGUUUAUGCACUAACAGGGACUAAACUUUUACAUCUUCCGAUGUAUUGCAGUUACAGUACUCAAAUUCAACAUCUGAUUACUGGAUUAGACCAGUUGCCAUGGCCAGGGCUUCAUGUUGACUAUAUACCUCAUGUAGCCCUGAUAUAACUAGCUCAAGUUAGUAGAUGACUACUUCCAGUGCCAGGGUUCAGCAGCUCUUCAGGAUGAUAAGUUUCCACAAACAUUGUUGGUGGAAGGUUCACUGUGAUUGGCUGCACCACCAAGCGACUCAACGCAGUGAUCGCUGACCUGUUUGAUUUCCGGCACGGACUAUAGCCAGCAAUGGGGUGUGGCUGGAAAACCGUUGUCUGCAGUAUUUCAUGUAGAACAUCUAAGAUAACUACAUGCUGCAUUAGGGAGCUUUUUAGAGUAGUUCAUUUAGGGCUUUAGCACUCCCACCCUUGAUAUUUGCACUAUGUUUUAAAUGUUAUGGAAGAGCAUGUUUCUUCCGCAGUUGCCCUUAGAUGGUGGUGCCUUACUCUCAGACUUCCAUAUGAAGUUCCUCAUGAACUGGUCUUGAUUCCUCUAGAUCCUGCAAAAUGCCCCAACCGCUCUCCUUACUGCAAACUUCCUUUAGCCAUAGUAACCAAAAUAUUGGGCAGCUGGGUCUACCCAAUGGUCUUAUGCAUACCGCUAAGCAUGAUGGGGAUGUUUAGCUACUCAGGAGCCUCACCUAGAAGUACCUAGGCUUUGUGUCCUUUACUCAAGUGUUUCCUUCUCUCUAUGGAGAGCGUCUGCCAGUUGCUCUUUCCUUUGUAUAAAUGGCCGUACCAAGAGCAGGAACGUCCUGCCAACACCAUAAGCUGCACCUUCUCUUUAUGAUCUAAGGGAAUGUAAAUGGGAGAUAAAGUCUACUUAUACCUGGAGUAUGUUUUCCCUUUAUGUUGAAGAGGUAUGUACUCCGUUUGCUGUUGGAUGAAAAUUAAGCUUUUCUGCUCUCACGUUCUUGGAGGACUAUUACGGCCUCACUUUUGAGGGGGCUACGUCAAAUGCUGAAGAAGUUUAGUUUUGUAAACAUCUUUCAUAGUUGGAUUCAUGAAAUAAAACAGUAUAUAUAUAUAAAAAAGUCCCGAUACGUUGUCAGGUGGAUUUACAAUAAAUUUCUAACAGAUUUUUUUCACUUCUCCAGCUUUUUAUAGUUCUGGAAGAAUUAAGCAUCUCUAUUUUGAAAGUCAUUUUUCAGCCGGGCAUUCUGUAAAACUCCUGUCUGCCGCGAUUUCUGGCGCAAGAAUGCAUUUUUUUGUUAUUGUUCAAGAGUUUAAGGGAAAAAAAAGCCUAUCUCAAUAAACAGAUGUUAUUUCUGGUCCAAAAUAACUACUCUCAUAUGUGUUUUUGUAACAGUGAGUGGUUAUAAAACUUGAGACCAUGUACAAAUGUGUUUAUUUUUCAUAGAUUUCGAUUUUGAUCAAAAAUGCUCUAGUGACCAUAAAAAGCUAAGGAGAAAGUCCAUGAUUUUACUACUUGAAUAUUUUUCUAUCCUGAACAAAGCAAUUGUCAUUUACAUUGUGUGCAUUUACAAGUGGGAUUAAGCGCCGACGUUGUAGUUCAUUAUUACCUUUAUUUUUCUUUCUCCUGUUGUUCAGAAUGUAUAAGAGCACUUGAACUUUACACAGGGACGUUGUCUUGUAACAAUCGAUUCCACAGGAGGUGAUUCCUUCAGCAAUACGUAGGAUUAUUUCUCUUUGAAAUAAAUCAAAUUGCUUUGCA
Messenger RNA from Xenopus laevis (African clawed frog), 3978 nucleotides. It is a transcript of the gene fam53a.S, whose product is annotated as family with sequence similarity 53 member A S homeolog. Lineage: Eukaryota; Metazoa; Chordata; Amphibia; Anura; Pipidae. The record is from RefSeq and is marked predicted. Gene Ontology annotation, biological process: protein import into nucleus. Gene Ontology annotation, cellular component: nucleus.